GGCCCCGGUGAGACCCGCUUUGCUGCCAACGUCGUGAUCCCCGGCGGUGAUCCCCGCCCCUCCCAGAUGUCUCCCCUAUUCAGUCAGCCCCCUUAGGCGCCCUGAAAAUGCCCAGCUGUGAGAUCGGGCAGCUAAGGCCCCGGGGACAGAGAGGCCUGCUAUUUAGGGGCCUUGCUGCUGCCGCUGCUGUCCGCCCCGUGACCGACGAGGACGCUUCAGUUCACAGUGGGGCUCUAGACGGUUUGCACUGCGCGCUCCCGGGGCUACGAUCCGGGCGGCUUUGAACUCACUCCUCAUCCGACGCCCUCUCUGCUGGUCAGUCUUUGCCAUUAGCGUUGUCUUCCUGAAACACGUCGAGCGCCUCACCCGUGGCUGUCAAGCCCAACCUUGAGUUCCCUGGGUCUGGUCCGGGCCGCCCAACCACGCGCGAAGUGCUGGGCUCCAUCGUCCUGAACCCGCAGCACAGCUCCUCCCAGCGCCAGCUGCCCUGGCAGGACUUCCUGGCAGCACCGCUUCCACCUGUCUGCACUUCUCACACCUUCCCCACAUCUGAAUUCCCCCGCCCCUCACCUCCACAGUUUGGAUGGCUUCUGAGUCCCGAUCAUGCAAACGACUCAAAGGACUUUUUCUUGGUCCUUUCUGGUGAACCCCUCCCGUGAAUUCCGCAGAAACCGUUCCCUCCUAGUUUCUUUCUCCUUCGUAGGCCAUUUCCCCUGGGGAACAGUCUCGCCUACCAAACCAGUUUCCAUGGGGUCAAACCCCACGCCUAGCGUCUCGUGUGUGUCAGAGAAGAUUCCGUAGACUGCCUUGCCUGGCUUUUCAGAAGUAGAUCACCGAGCCUUUCUGAUGAGGCGCCUCUGGGGGGACUAAAACCCCCACCUUUGCGUCAGCUGCCAAAUGCCUUAACCGCUUGCAGCCCCCGGGACGCCCCUCCCAUUCCAGAUCUCUAGGACAAGUAGCCCCUGCUUGCUCCUCUGACCGGUGGCAAGUGGUCUGAGUAAGUCAAAAGCUGUUUAGUUUGUAAAGUUUUCAUUAGUGUUGCCUUUUCUUAUCUUUAUAAACCAGAUCUUUACUUGUCUGGGAAGUCAGAAGCAUUACCGUAAACAUCUACGGGUGUGCAUCUGAGGACGAUGGCAUCAGUGAAUGAUGGACUGGGACAUUGUGUGCAGCAUAUAUUACUAAUGAUCGGGUGUACAGAAAAGAAAAAAGGGAAAGAAUGAAAAUCAGACCACUGUGAACAUGCUGCUCCCUAACUCCAAUUCACCCUAAAUCAAGGACUCCCUGUGUGUAGUUAAAUUCAUUCCCAAGUUCUCGCCUCCAACUGUAUCCCUUGGAAGGUUUCAGCACAACCCCAUCAUUACAUACCAGCUAUGGAUCCACCCCUGGUGGCCUAGUGCCUACAUGUUGGGCUGCCAUCAGAAAGGUCAGCAGUUCAAAACCACCAGCCACUCAUAAGUUGAAAGGCAGGUCCUUCUACUACUCCCUUUAACACUUACAGUCUUGGAAACUCCCAGGGGCAGUUCUACCCCCUAUUCUAGGGUCACCAUCAGUCAAUAUCAACCCAAUGGCUGUGAAUUUGGUUUGUGUGGGGGUUUUUUUAGUAUGGACCCAAGACACUUCAAUUUAUCUCUCUCUUGAUAACUGGCAGGUGGUGGUUUAUUCUCUUCUCUGUGCUUUUGUAUAUAUUUGAAAUGCUUUAUCAUUGCAAACAUUUCAAAAGUGAGCUCUAUCUGUAGCCCACUUUUCUUCUAUGGGCUCCAGGCACCUUCCUCCAGCUGUCUGUCUGAUACCGCUACUUGAACUGGGGAUAUCCCAGCAUCCAGACCACAAGGCCAGUAUGGGACCAGUGGUGCAGUGAGCCAUGCACUGAACUGCUAAGUGCGACCAUCAGACAUUGAAACCAGCCACUCUGCGGGUAGCAGAUGAGGCGAUGUGUCCCCAGAAGGAGUUCCAGUCGUAGACACCCAGAGGAACAGUUCUACCCUGCCCCAUAGGCUCCUCUGAGUCAGAAUCAACUCAAUGGCACAUUAGGCAUGGUGCCUCCUCCCCAAAAUGUCAGAAUGAAUUCUGUUAACUUCAAGAACAUCCUACAGUGGGAGCCGCCAGCUUUUGCCAAAGGGAACCUGACUUACACAGCUCAGUUCCAGAGUUAUAACAGCUUCCAAGAUGUAUGCAACAGUACUGCGCUGACAGAAUGCCAUUUCUCAAGCGUUUCCAAGUACGGUUACCACAUCUUUCGAGUCAGGGCUGAAUUUGCAGAUGAAUAUUCAGACUGGAUAAACAUUACCUUUUGCCCUAUGGAUGACACUGCCAUUGGACCACCUGGGAUGCAAGUAAAAGUCCUUGCUGAGUCGUUACAUAUGAGCUUCUUUGCUCCAGAAGUUGUGGGUGAACAUGAAACUUGGACCAUGAAAAGUCUGUACAGUUCAUGGGUGUAUAAUGUACAAUAUUGGAAAAAUGGCACUCACAAAAAGUUUCAGCUCAGUACUCCGUAUGAUUUCGAGGUCCUCCGCAAUCUGGAGCCACAGACAACUUACUGCCUUCACGUCCGGGGGUUUCUUCUUGAACAGAACAAAAGUGGGGAAUGGAGUCAGCCUAUCUGUGAGACAACAACCAGCGAUGAAACACUCCCCUCCUGGGUUAUCGCCAUCAUCCUCAUCGCCUCGGUGUUUGUGGUCUUCCUCCUGCUCCUCAGCUGCUUUGCCUCGAUGUGGUAUAUUUACAAAAAGACCAAGUACGCGUUCGCCCCUGGGAAUUCUCUUCCACAGCACCUGAAAGAGUUUUUGAGCUACCCGAAUCACAGCACGUUGCUGUUUUACUCCCUCCCGCCUCCUGAUGAGAAGGAAGUGUUCGACAAGCUGAGCGUUGUCGCAGAAGAUUUACCAAGCAGCUGCAGCCUCAGGAUGUCAGCCCUGCGGGGAUCCAUGGAGCCAGGCUCCGAGAAGGAAACGCAUUCCACCAGCCAAAGCCACCUCCCAGUUGUCACGUCGGCCUCUGAGGGGGACCAGAGUGCCAAGCAAGGGCCCACCCUCCUUGUGCAAAGCCCAGCUCUAGAACUCUCAGACACUAGACCUGUCUAAGCAGCAAAGAGCUGUCUUUAUGGGCUCAUUGGACUUCUUGGACUCACUGCUUUAUUUAUUCUUUUGUUUUUUCUUCUUUAAAGUUGGCCACUGGGGGAGAGGAGAAUCUUUUUCAUUCUCUUAUGCCCUGGGUAGCCAAACAGUUAAGCGCUUGACUGCUGACUGAAAGAUUAACACUCUGAGUAUGACCGGAGGCACUGUGGAAGAAAGGCCUGCCAAUCUAGUUCCCAAAAACUGAGCUAUUGGAAAAACCCUGCAGAGCCCAGUUCUACUCUGACCCUCCUGGGCUCCCCAGGAGUCAGUGUCGAUUCAAUGGCAACUAGUUUGGUCUGCUCACUAAAUUAAGGACCUGGUUUUAACUGUAAGAAACAGAAUUCGGUAAACUGAGAACUAGAAACCGAGAUACUGCAAAAUCUCUGCCGACAGACUGAGCUGAAUGACGACAGCCUCAACCCAGUGGUGUCAGCUCAAGCCUGUGCAGAGCACCAACGUGUGUGAUUCUCAGGGAUACCGUGACUGAGUGUUUUUCUACUGGGAUAUGUUUUAUAUCUCUGCUGGUGCACGUUAAUAACUCUAGAUUCGGUCUGUUGUCAGCUCGUAAGGCUCUGUUGACUACUUUUGGUGUCUGUUCAUUUGACAGGUAUUUUCUUAGUCCCUGCCUACUGUCAGUCAGGCAGUGUGUUAAGUACAGGGUCCCAAAGUCCUCUGGGAGCUCCCUCAGCUGGGCAACUCCAAAAAAGUCAAAGGUCCCUGGGCAUUGAAUUCCACGUCAGACACUGACUAGCCCGGGACAUCUCAGUUUCCCCAUGUGUACAUAGUAGUCACUCAAUAAACGGAAACACCAUU
This is a messenger RNA of Echinops telfairi (small Madagascar hedgehog), 3926 nucleotides long. RefSeq names its product interleukin 10 receptor subunit beta (gene IL10RB). The record is from RefSeq and is a predicted model, not a curated record. Gene Ontology annotation, biological process: blood coagulation. The coding region runs from base 2034 to 3080 and encodes 348 amino acids. The transcript has 8 exons. Lineage: Eukaryota; Metazoa; Chordata; Mammalia; Afrosoricida; Tenrecidae. Gene Ontology annotation, molecular function: interleukin-10 receptor activity; protein binding. Gene Ontology annotation, cellular component: membrane.